This is a messenger RNA of Didymella exigua CBS 183.55, 1752 nucleotides long. RefSeq lists its product as uncharacterized. The coding region runs from base 1 to 1752 and encodes 583 amino acids. The record is from RefSeq and is a predicted model, not a curated record. Gene Ontology annotation, biological process: nucleobase transport; transmembrane transport. Gene Ontology annotation, molecular function: nucleobase transmembrane transporter activity. Lineage: Eukaryota; Fungi; Ascomycota; Dothideomycetes; Pleosporales; Didymellaceae. Gene Ontology annotation, cellular component: plasma membrane. The transcript has 6 exons.
AUGGGAUCUCUAGAUAGCAAAGGUCCGGGAUUCGUGGGCUAUGCAUCCUCUGGCGAAGGGCCUGAGGCUGGCUACUCCCAGCCAGUCAAGCGUGGGCGCUGGUCCUUAGCAGUCGAUCAGGAGCCUAGCAGUUUUGCUGCGACACCAAAUGCGUCCAACGCCGAUUUCGAUCCCAUUCCUCCUUCAAAGCGCACAUGGGGCUCUGGCGCUUAUGUUGCGUAUUGGAUGGCAGAUGCCUGGGCCGUCUCCAACUGGGAAGUUGCUUCCUCUAUGAUCGCUGCUGGUCUGAGCUGGAGAAUGGCGAUUGGAGCCUGUGUUUUGGGCAAUACGCUCAUGGGUGUGGUCAUCACGAUGAACGGCCGUAUUGGAGCAACGCUUCACACUCCCUUCCCAAUCCUAGCUCGUAUGCCUUUCGGAUACUACUUCAGUUACUUUGUCGUCGUCUCACGUUGUGCGUUGGCCAUCAUCUGGCUUGGUGUGCAAACAGUAACUGGCGGCCAGUGUAUGGAAGUCCUCCUCACUGCGAUCUGGCCCAGUUUUGCAAAGAUUCCCAACCAUGUGCCGGAAAGCCAAGGCUUGACAACAGCUGGUUUCGUUGCCUUCUUCUUAUACUUUUUACUCCAGCUGCCGUUCCUGUGCAUCCCAUACACUAAGAUUCAGUACUUUUUCGGGUUUAAGUCGAUUAUCGCGCCCAUCAUUUUCCUGGCAGUCUUCGGCUCGACGCUGCACAAGGCCGGAGGCACUAUUAGCCACAGCACAGUCAUCACUGAAGGCACCACAGUACAAGGUUCUGUCCUCGUCUGGGCCUUCUUCUCAAACUUGAACUCGGUUCUUGGCAACUAUGCAACUCUUGGUCUCAAUAUCGCCGAUUUCUCUCGAUACGCAAAGAAGCCUGCAGCACAGAACGUCCAAGCAUUCGUCAUUCCCUUUAUCUUCACCAUCGUCGGUCUCCUCGGCAUCUUCACAGCUGCAGCCGCCGAGCCGGCUUAUGGCCGUGUCAUCUGGAAUCCAAUUGAGAUCAUCAGCGAUUGGCAGGCUGGAGGUUCUCACGGAGGCCGCACUGCUGCUGCAUUCGGCGCCAUCGGUCUGCUCAUCGUGACCCUUGGAAUUAAUAUCUCGGCCAACUCCAUCAGCGCAGCCAACGACCUGGUAUCGUUCUGCCCCAAAUACAUCAACAUCCGACGAGGCCAGAUCCUGGCUGCUAUUAUCGGUGCUUGGGCUUGUGUGCCAUGGAAGAUCCUUGCUUCUGCACAGAAGUUCCUCGCUUUCCUCGGUGGCUACACUAUCUUUUUGGGCCCGAUGACUGCGAUCCUGAUGACAGACUACUACAUAACUCGACGUGGCAACGUGUCAGUUCCAGACAUGUACAACUUCCAUGGCAUGUACCGAUACUCUGCUCGGUAUGCGACAAACUGGCGUAGCGUUGUUGCGCUUAUCAUUGGCUUCGCGCCUCCGCUUCCCGGUUUCAUAAACAGCGUUUCUUUGAACACAAUUGAUGUUUCAAGCGGCGGAAAGAAUUUGUUCGCUAUUGGCUACAUAUACUCCUUCGUCGCUGCUGGUGUGUUUUACUGGGCUCUGAUGCACUGGUUCCCACACCAAGAGAGUCGACUGGAAAGACCCAACACAGGCGAGGAUAUCAUUGCCGCCUCGGACGAGAAGCAGCUUCUCUCUGGCGCGCGCAAACCGCAGAGAGGGAUCCGUGAUCUUGUGCGCGCUAUGCUGCACAAGAAGAGUAGCCGUAGCAGUGCCUGA